Cucurbita maxima (winter squash) is the source of this 2235-nucleotide messenger RNA. Its product is annotated as probable sugar phosphate/phosphate translocator At1g06470. The record is from RefSeq and is a predicted model, not a curated record. Gene Ontology annotation, cellular component: endoplasmic reticulum-Golgi intermediate compartment; cis-Golgi network; Golgi apparatus. Gene Ontology annotation, molecular function: antiporter activity. The transcript is spliced from 13 exons. The coding region runs from base 463 to 1689 and encodes 408 amino acids. NCBI's taxonomy places the organism in Eukaryota, Viridiplantae, Streptophyta, Magnoliopsida, Cucurbitales, Cucurbitaceae. Gene Ontology annotation, biological process: UDP-glucose transmembrane transport.
AAAGUAUGUUGAUCUUGUUUUAUUACCUUUGACAUCCGUUCACCAUUCAUCAGCCACAUUUAACAUUGAAAACAGACGCUCUGAUUUGAGAUUUCAACACCUGCAAACGCCAUUUGCAGGACGUUUAGAUCAGAUCUCUCUUCAAUCGUCGUCCUCUUCCCGGUUUCUGCAUUCUAUCUGCGUAUUCCUGCUCAUUUCUUCAAUUAUUUAUCAGGAAAACUUUAACACGUGAGGGUUGAAUCUAUUGAGACUGGAAGUCAAGAAGUAGGUGGUUGUCAUAGAGAGCCAUUUUUCUCUAGACGGUGUGUCAAAAAGGUACUAUCCUAGUGGAUAAUCUAUUAAUUUAUGCAGAUUCAAGUGCGAAACACACUGGUUUCAUACUGCCUUCACUUCAACUGGAUCAGCUAACAUAAAUUGGCAUCUUGAGGAGGAGAUAAACUGAUAAAGUGUCAUCAGACAAUUAUGCAGUCUAAUGGCAGGGAGACCGAGGCCAACUUUCCUAUUCACGUUGAUGGAAAUGAAAGUGAGAAAUGCGAACCUUUAAGUAUUGAGAACAAACCUGGGAGGAAUAUUGAUGGCGAUGACUGUGAACCCCUUCACAGUGAUGAUUAUAAUUCUCUGCAGCUGGAUGCAAAGAAUCCACUAUCCACUGCCAAUGUCCUAAAGACAUUAUUCUUUAUUCUUGUCUGGUAUAUUUUCAGCCUUCUUUUGACCUUAUAUAAUAAAACUUUAUUAGGAGAUCAUUUGGGUAGGUUCCCGGCUCCACUACUCAUGAAUACUGUUCAUUUUACUAUGCAAGCUGUUCUAUCAAAUUUGAUCACAUGGAUUUGGUCUAGUCGAUUCCAACCUUGCGUUACUAUGACAUGGAAAGAUUACCUCACGAAAGUUGUCCCAACGGCUCUUGGAACAGCCUUGGAUAUUAAUCUAAGCAAUGCAUCCCUUGUCUCGAUAUCAGUCACAUUUGCUACCAUGUGUAAAUCCGGUUCUCCUAUAUUUCUUCUCCUGUUUGCUUUUGCUUUCAGGUUGGAAGCUCCCAGCUUUAAACUUUCUGGCAUCAUCUUGAUUAUAUCUGUUGGAAUUUUAUUAACAGUUGCAAAGGAGACAGAAUUUGAAUUAUGGGGUUUCAUUUUUGUUAUGCUUGCUUCUGUUAUGUCUGGCUUCAGGUGGUCCAUGACGCAAAUUCUUCUUCAGCGAGAAGCAUAUGGUUUGAAAAAUCCUUUUACCCUAAUGAGCUAUGUGACACCAGUGAUGGCCAUUGUGACUUUGAUGCUAUCCCUUGGUUUAGAUCCGUGGAAAGAAUUUGCCAGUAAUGGAUAUUUCAAUAGUAUCUGGCAUGUUACUCGGAGUUCCUUGCUGAUGCUUUUUGGCGGAGCACUUGCCUUCUGUAUGGUAUUAACAGAAUAUAUCCUUGUCUCCGUAACUAGUGCUGUCACAGUUACAGUCGCUGGUGUUGUAAAGGAGGCUGUAACUAUACUGGUUGCAGUAUUUUACUUCCACGAUAAAUUUACCUGGCUAAAAGGGAUUGGUCUCAUCAUAAUUAUGAUUGGCGUCAGUCUGUUCAAUUGGUACAAAUACCUAAAGCUACAGCAGAAAUCUAGUGAAGAUAAAGUGGUAAGCGCACAGUCAACAACUGUUCCUGGCAAAUAUGUAAUUCUUGAGGAAAUGGAUGAGGAUGAUGGCCAGCGUUGAUUGCAAAAUUACAUUGUCCGAAUCCUAGUCAAUUACAAUAUUCUCUGAGUUGAUCCCAUUUUAGGAGUGAAUGGCAACAUGUGCAUGCCUCCUGUGUAUAAACACAUCCUUGUCAGAUAAGGGUGGAUAAAAAAAUUUCAUAGAGAGUAUCGUUUGUAUAUUAAAUCGUUGAAUUCUAAAUUUAGAGAACUAGAUAGAACUUUAGAGUUUUAAAUUUUCUAUAUAUAUUUCGUUCGGAAUACAAGACAUCUAAGAAGGGGCUCCACCCCUGUUUAGUAUAGUAUGAAUCUUCUCCAUUACUACUUGGUAAAGAGGUCUUUCAUCUGAUGCAUUAAUGACCUGAUUUGAUCACUAAUUACCUGCUCAAUUUGAAACUCAUGCACCAAUCCGGUUCAUACAAAAUAAUAAAUGGCAUUGUUCGAUUACUGUUGAAAGCAGUUAUUUUAAUAUAUAUAUUUUUAAGUAUCUAUAAGCAUUUGGCUGCCGUUUGGACCCAGAAGCCUGUUCUAUUGUCAUGGGAUUGUACAAAUAUUAUGGUGCACGAAG